This is a messenger RNA of Chenopodium quinoa (quinoa), 915 nucleotides long. RefSeq lists its product as uncharacterized. The transcript is spliced from 2 exons. NCBI's taxonomy places the organism in Eukaryota, Viridiplantae, Streptophyta, Magnoliopsida, Caryophyllales, Amaranthaceae. The record is from RefSeq and is a predicted model, not a curated record. The coding region runs from base 1 to 915 and encodes 304 amino acids.
AUGGUUGAUUCACAACUAGCUCAAUUGGCCGAGAGAGUUCCUUUCAACUCACCUUCUACUCUACCCAGACAAUCACAAACUAACCCUUCUAACAUUGUGAAACCCGACUCUUGCAAGGCAAUCACAUUGAGAUCGGGUAUGUCCUAUGAGAGUCCCAAGAAAGAGGAUAGUGAGGAAAAGCAGGAAAGAGAACAGAGUGUGAGUGAAGACAAGGAAGUUGAAGAAGAGAAAGUUGUUGAGAAAGAGAGAAGUAUGGAGAAAAAGAAGUCAGAAGAUGUGGUGACAUCUUCAACUCUUAGUGAGGCUAGGAAUCUUGAUGGACUAGUUCCCUUUCCUGGUCGACUUACGGAAAGGAUGUUAAAUGACAAAUUUGCAAAGUUCCUUAGUGUGAUGAAGAACUUUCACAUAAACCUCCCUUUCAUUGAAGUUGUCACACAAAUGCCUUCAUACUCCAAGUUAUUAAAAGACAAUCUCACCAACAAGAGGAAGCUUAAUGAUGAGCUUAUCACUCUCCCCCAUCAAGUGAGGGCACUUGUUCAACAUAAGAUGCCCAAGAAGCAAAAGGAUCCAGGAAGUUUCACUUUGCCGGUAAAGAUUGGGAACAUGGAAGCUAGGGGUGCCUUGGCCGAUCUUGGAGCAAGUCUACCUUGUGGUGAGCUUGAUGAUGUCCCUAUUCAAGGUGGGCAUAUUUAUGUGCCUUGUGAUUUUGUAGUGAUUGAUAUGGAGGAAGAUGUUGAUACUCCUUUGAUUUUGGGUCGUGAAGCUCUCAAGACUUUGGGGGCGGUUAUUAAUUGCAAGAACAACAUCAUUAAUUGUGAGGUAGCCAAUCAAAAGAUUGUUUUUGAGUUCUCUAAGCUACUCAAGACUUCCAUGGUUGAGAAGUUCUAUAGGGGUGAUGUUGUUAAUGAAGAGUAA